Drosophila takahashii is the source of this 1319-nucleotide messenger RNA. RefSeq names its product von Hippel-Lindau (gene Vhl). The record is from RefSeq and is a predicted model, not a curated record. Lineage: Eukaryota; Metazoa; Arthropoda; Insecta; Diptera; Drosophilidae.
CAGAGUCAGCGAGAAAAAUGUUACCGUAACUGAUAAGGAGUGAAUUUUAUCUAUACUUGUUGUUAGCUUGUUGUGAUUUUGAUUCCAUUUCGACGUCGCUUGUGGCCAAGAAAAACAACGAAAAUUGAUUUGGCAGCCAUUGCAGAUCGGCUUAGCACCCUGCUGGAGAUGGCGCUCCAAAUAGCGCAGAACAACCGCGAUGGCCAGCAGCUGGUGGUGGGUGAGGGUGAGGGUAAGGUGGAGGUGUACGUGCUGUUUGCAAACACCACCUAUCGCACCCUCGACCUCUACUGGGUGAGCGAGCAGGAUCGGGAGUUCCUCUACCUGACCCUCAAGCCCUUCGAGGAGGUGCGUGUAAACACGUACAGCUCCCACAGCUGGCUCUUCCGGGACUACUACACCGGCGAAAGGAUGCAUGUGCGAUCCCAGAGGAUCUUCCAGCCGAUCCGGGUGCGGGUGCCGAAGAACCAAACGACUCCCGAUGAGCUGGUCGAUGUGCGCAGCGAGGUGCUGAUCCACUUCCCCAUGCGAUCGCUGCGCGAAAACUGCCUCUGGCUGGUGGCCCGCUGGCUAAUCCGGACGAGCAAUACACCCCGGAGGAUCAUCUAUGGCUACCACAUACCCUCGACGCUGAAGCAGCAGCUCCUCAGCCUGCUGACCUGCAUCGAGUCCUAUUCCCGGGUGGCCGGCACCAGGCGUCGCCGUUAGGAUAGUUUAAAAAUGGAUAGUUAAAUCUUAGGGACUGAGAGCCAGGCUUGAUUUCCAAAUAAUUUAAUAACUUUAAUUGAUUUUCAUCCUGGUUUUCCUUUUCGUUUUCAUUUUCUCGCUUAUUACUUAUGUACAAAUUGGCUUGCAUAGAGCGUUUUACAGGUUGGACUACUGCCGUUGCAUUGAUUUCUUUUUUUUCGUAUCUUUAACAGAUUACUUAUACUUAUGUCCUAUGUGUAUAUAUAAUUAUGCAUAAACCUAAUGUGAAACAAGUGUGAAUAUUACAUACAAAUAUGCGCAAUCCUCUAGGUCUAGAGUCUAGAAUCUAGAAUGCAAAUACGUUUUAAUGGUAUGUCUGUAGUUACUCCCUUGCAAUGCUUAUCUACGUGUGUGUGUCGCAAGCUUAAUUGUUAUAAGUCUGAAUCCGAAGUACAUAAACGUAUUCCUAACGAGAAGUAAACAAACAGAAGCACCCGGGUGCACUUUUAAAUGUAAAUUUUAAAGUUAAUGUUCGAACAGAUCCUCCUUGAAUGUGUUUUGUGACGAGACGAAUGUUAGAACUCAAAUACAUUGCAUAAAUACAUACAAAUUGUUAAUUCGAUCUGCUCAAU